Molecule: messenger RNA, 3349 nt
Organism: Schistosoma haematobium
Lineage: Eukaryota; Metazoa; Platyhelminthes; Trematoda; Strigeidida; Schistosomatidae
Product: Syntaxin-5
Exons: 6
Coding region: 549-1817 (422 amino acids)
Biological process (GO): vesicle fusion; intracellular protein transport; RNA (guanine-N7)-methylation
Cellular component (GO): tRNA methyltransferase complex; endomembrane system; SNARE complex
Molecular function (GO): SNARE binding; tRNA (guanine(46)-N7)-methyltransferase activity; SNAP receptor activity
Source: RefSeq, a predicted model, not a curated record
GAACGAAUCCAAUGACCAGGUACUAAAAUGGUACAAGGUCUAUCUGGCCUAUCUUAUGAAGACAGACUGAGACACGUUGAAUUAUUUCCGUUAUCUUACCGUAGAAUACGGGGUGAUCUAAUAUUGGCUUAUCGUAUACUGAACGAUAACCUUGCUAUUAACAUGUCUCAUCUUCUACUUCCGUCUAGGACUGAUCAUUUGAGAGGUCAUUCGAAAAAUGUUCAAAAACCAAGAUCAAAUCGUCUACUUAUGGAGUUUGGUUUCUCGCACCGAGUAGUGAAUUACUGGAAUUCUCUACCGGAACACGUGAUAUCAGCACUUUCUGUUGAUAUAUUUAAAACGACAUUGAACCUCUACAGUGUAACAAACUGAAAGGAUUAAUAUAGGUCGAUAGACCUCCUAUCCUUAUUUGUGAACGCUGAAGUCCGUUUAUGUUAUGUGUUAGCUCCAAACCACUUAAGUUUCACGAAUGUUAUUGGUCAUGAGGCAGUAUCGUAUACUUGAAACAGUACCGAAACAAUAAGAAGUGAACUCAAGGAAGUCAGUUGAUGAAUGCCACCCCAUCACUAACGCAUUGGAUAUUGGAAGAGGUGCUUUUUGAAUCCGUCAAGGUCGAGGUGUUUGGUUUGUCAUCAAGAUUGGUUCGUGACUAUAACUGGAUCAUGAUUGGGGCCUUUGACAGAACUGGGGAAUUUCGAGCCUGUACUCAAUCACUUCAUGAUCGACUGCUUUCUGGUCGUCUACGCCUCAAGCCCCCUCACCCUAAGUACUUGCACUCAGUUGAUAAUACUUACACUGCUAAUCUCAUAGCUAAGUCGAAGCAAAUGUCUGAGGAACUGAAAAUGACUGUUUCAAAGAUGACUAAAUUAAGAAUUUUGUUUCAGGAACCAUCACAUUCAUCCCCUGAAGCCCUUAGUAAACUGAUUGAAGUAAUACAGUAUGAUAUAAUGGAUUUAAACAAAACUAAACUUCAAUUAAAAGCCAGUGUAUCCGAAGUUAAAGAGCAUUCAACUGCUGGUGUUCAGCACCUAAAACACAUAGAUCUUAUUGUUAUUGGAUUAGAAUAUCAUCUCUCAUUUCUUGUAUCUGAGUUUCGUGUUGUAUUGGAGGAACAUAAAACUUCUCUUUCGGUGGACUCUAGAAAGUCAGACGCUAAUAUUCAGAUGAAUAAUGAUCUAAAUCCAUUGACAGAAUAUGCUUCACACUCAAGGAUUAUGAAAACUAAUGAGCCCUCCCCAAUCAACCCUACUUCAGACAAUUCUAUUCCGAACACUCACCCUAUAAAUGACCAGUUACAAGGAAACAAGAAGCAACAAUGUUCAAGUAACCCUUCGAAUCCCACUAUGUCACUCUUAACACCUGUAUCUCACUCACAUUCAACUUCAAGCGUACCAUCUGUAAUGCCCAUCUCAAAAUUAAAUGGCACUCCCAUAGUUAAUCGAUCCGAAGUUUAUAACUCAUUUCAGGCGGAAAAAACUAGUCGAACACCGGAACAACUUCAAAUAUUUGCUAGUAAUCCGCAUGUUUCUCUCAUUGACCAGGAAGUUCGUCAACGUGAUGCUGCAAUUCGGCGAGUGGAAUCAACUAUUGUUCAACUUGGAGAGAUUUACCAACAAUUUUCUACUUUAGUACAAGAACAAAAUGAUUUAGUUUUACGAAUAGAUAGUCAAACAGAUAAUGUGGAAAUGAAUAUCAGUGGAGCUCAUGCACAAUUACUAGUGUUUAUGCGACGAAUAUCUGCACAAAGAGGAUUAUUAAUUAAAGUUUUCAUAACUCUUAUUUUAUGUUUUGUGGUAUUUGCAUGGAUAGUGAAAUAAAUUUGCUCAGUAUUUUUGAAAACCAUAUCAAUCCAGUCUUUCAGUAGUAUUGAUUUAUUAAAUUGUUGAGCGUUUUAUCUUCCCAAUUUACUUUUAAUUGAAUAACAAAAUCUGUUAUUGCUUCUCUAUGUUUUUAUCUCUUUUGUUACGUGUCAUUGAAUUCUUGACCAGUUUUGUACAUUGUUAGUUUUCGCGAAAAAAAGAAAUAUUAAAGGAAAAUAAGUAUUCUCAUUCCUAAUUAUCAUUUUCAAGGUAGUUUCACAGUUUUGGAUAUUUUCACAGAUGUCUGAAUGUGCAAUGGUUCUUGAUUCUGUUGAUUCCUGCGAAAAAUGUCGUACUGAUAAAAAUAUCCGCUUACCUUCAAAACGUCAUUACCGUCAAAGAGCUCAUUGUAAUCCCUGGUCAGAUCAUACACUUGAUUAUCCCUUAAAACCGGAAUUGAUGGAUUGGGAGAAGUUAUUUGGAGGGGACCCAGCAUCUUCAUUGUCUGUAAACAACAACUCUUUUGAUCCUAUUGUUCGAUUUUUAGAUGUGGGUUGCGGCUAUGGUGGAUUGUUGUUUAAUUUAUCUACUUUUUAUCCAUUUACCCGAAGUGUAGGCUUAGAAAUACGUUUGAAAGUUUGUGACUUUGUUCAGGAAAAAAUUAAAGCAUUGCGCGCGAAGCAUUCUGGUCAGUAUAAUAAUAUAGCUUGUAUUCGUACAAAUGCGAUGAAGUUUUUGCCGAACUUUUUUCAUAAAGAACAAUUGCAUAAAAUAUUCUUUCUUUAUCCAGACCCUCAUUUUAAACGUGUUAAGCAUAAAUGGCGCAUUAUUUCUCCUACUUUAUUGGAUAUAUACGCUUAUCUGUUGACUCCUGGGGGAAAAAUAUAUUCGACCACUGAUGUACCUGAUCUUGGUAAAUGGAUUGUGGAUUGUUUAUGUGCACACCCACUAUUCCGUCCAGUUUGUCAUGUUCAUCUCAGUCCAGCAGUUGAGAAAAUACAAGGUGCCAAUGAACUACUAAAGAUAUCUACUUAUCCGGAUAUAUUUGAAGAAAAUUCUCAUUUUGUCAAAGAUUCCGAAUCCUUCCAGAUACUUAAAGAAUCAGACCCGGUAUUGAAAUUAUUGGAACAAGGUUGUACAGAAGAAGCUCACAAAGCCUGUAGAGAAGGCUACAAUCAGCGUAGACUGGAACUUAAAGUGGACGACCCAACACUACAGACGAAAAAUCUCUAUAAAUCCUGUUUCGAUAUGGAUGAACAAACAUCGGUGGUUUUGACACUUAAACUUUCUUGAUAAUGCCUUCAUAGUAAAUGUUUCACUAGUAACUUUGUAGCGUGUUUUUGAGUUAACUGUAUUCUCAAAACUGUUCUUAAAGGAAUCAAUGAACUCUUUUCUUGUAAUCUGCUUCUGGUCUGUUGGAUAGGUCUUUAAUUGUGGAAAUGUAUCUUUUUUGGUUUCCCUCUGAAACAGAUUGGUGAAAGAAAUAAUAUAUUAUCACUUGGAGUGAUUUCAGACUAGCAAUCGAAGUAAUUAUUCUCCGUAUUUUGGGU